AUGAAUUAUAUAUUACUCUCGUCGUUCUAGGUAGAGCAUAAAAUUGACUAGCAUAAUCCACUCUAACAAAGGAUGCAUCGAUGGAUACGAUGCCUGCUUUUUGGUGGCUAUCUCUGUUUCCUCGUGGAUGGAAUUUGUCGAAGGAUGGAAUUCCUAGAUUGCAUUCAAGACAAGUACAUGAACGGGACUCUUAUCAGGACCUACACUACCUCUGAAGACUUAUGUGAAAUCAAAUGCUUCAAGGAGAUCGCAUGUCUGUCGUAUAACCUCGGCCCGAUUGAUUCCCAGACUGGAAUGAGAUUGUGCGAGUUGAACUAUGCCGAGACCUCGACCAGCGCAUCGCCACCUGUGGAUAAGACUGGUUUUAUGUACUGUCAAGCUUCGAGUGUUUGCUCCUCAAAUCCAUGCGAGGCACCACUUUCUUGCACUCCAAGCUUCGUGGCGCCACAUGAUACACCCGUUUGCAUACAAUCAUGUACGACACAAAGACCCCUUGGUAUGGAAUCGGGAGAGAUCCCAGACCCCUCUGUCACUGCGUCUUCUUAUUGGUACAAUACAAGUGACCACGCCCCUUGGCUCGCAAGACUCCAUGGCACACGCCCCGUGGGUUCCUGGUCUUCGCAAUACUAUAAGGAAGGAGAGUAUCUACAAGUAGAUGUUGGACGAGUUGUACAUCUUACGAUGGUUGCUACUCAAGGUCGACUCACAUUACACCAGUGGGUGACAGUAUUCGAGCUAGCCUAUAGUGCCAGCGGUAACUCCUGGAGCACCUUUCAUGAGAACGGACAAAUAAAGAAGUUCCAAGCUAAUAAAGAUAGUGACACCGAGGUACCGCAUCCCCUCGGAGACGGAGUUAGCGCAAGAUAUGUGCGCUUUGUAGCCAUAGAGUGGCACCACCACAUCUCCAUGCGCGUGGAGCUAUAUGGCUGCGGUUAGGAAGACAGAGAUGGCCGCAGCGUCACCAGUUUACUUCCGGUCGAUUACGUAGCAAUUUCCGGAAAACGCGAAAAAUAUUUCAAAAUAUUGAAAGCAGUGUGUCAAUUGGAAAUUUCUUUGAGGGUGUGAUCGAUAAAUUAGAGCAGAUGGCUUGUUAAAUAUCUCGGAUUCUAAUGGAUUCUUUUGUCCUUUAACGGUUGAGGUUUCCGUCGGACCUCCGGAAGUAAACUGGUGACAAUGCGGGACUCAUACCCAGUCGUUAUUUGCUGUUGCGGGGACAUCCACAGGAACCCUGGAGAGGAAACGGAAAAAGAAUAAGCGAAUUCCGACCCAAAACGGCUUCCUGACCGUCAUGCACCGUGCGCUAAUUCGAUCUCUCCGUAAUGCAUCGCGCUGCGUCUGGGUACGAGACUGUGACAAUGCGGAUUUAAAUGUCUCGUCAAAUACGAGACAGGAACAAAUAUGUGUCCGCUUUACUUUUUUGCACCACUAUAGCGACUCUACUUUUUUAACAUAAUGAAGUUGGGAAAACCUGACUUACUCUCCUAGAAUCGAAACUAUUCAAACUACUUUAUUUCUUGCAGAAUUUUUGUUAGAUUAUGCCUUCUGCCGGAAAUAAUGUUUUGUCUGUUUUUAAGGUAUAAAAUAAGGGAUGACAUUUCUGAUUAAUAAAGCUGCACAUGUCACGCUUUCCGCACAAGGUUUGCAUUGAAAUAAAGAUAACUCGUUGCAAAUAUCAAUCUUAAGGUGAUUCGAUACAGUUUCCCGAACGCCCAACCAUCCUGUCAAUCACAACUCGUAUCUUCUGCCACAGGGAUCGGAUCAUCAAACUAUUUGGCCAUGCCAUGUAGCUAGGAAUGAACUUUAUGAAAAUGUAACAUUUGUUUACAUUGCUGUUUCUAUGGCAACGGAACGGCGAACCCGUUAAAUUCACUAUUCGCGAAGUGCUGUUCGCUACAGGGAUUUUUUAACAAAUAUGCUAUAGGAUGUUGUACAUCAGACCUUAGAGGAAGUUUUAUUAAAAUGGCGCUUAAAAUGCUCAUUUUCAAAAAAAUCUACUCGCUUACAUACAACCCUUCAACGGAGCUUAAAGUUAACCCGAAUGUUUCUCAAUAUAUUAAAUUUUAUUCUACAAAAACGACGAAAAAUUUAUUUGGGCGAAAUUUAAUUUGGCGGCCAAAAAGCACAAAAGUUCAAUUUCUUCAUUUUGAAAGUAUCAUAUAGUCCCCGGAAUGGCCCCUAAAACUUACGAUCAACAAAACCGAUUUGCUUUCAUUUUUGGUAUGUUAUUAAAAAUAAAAAGUAGCUAGAUAAUAAUGGUAAAAAAUCCUUGCCCGCGUAUGGAUUUUUUUCAGGUGCGAAUUUCAAAGUAGGUAAAUAACAGAGUGACUGAUGAAAAUAAAAAUUCCAUAAUCAUAUAGAUUUUAAUAAAACUUCCUCUAAGUUUCGAUCAAGGUCUGAUGUACAAUAUCCGAUAGCUUAUUUAUUUAAAAAUUACCUGUAGCGAACAGCACUUCGUGAAUGGUGAAUUUAACGGGUUCGCCGUUCCGUUGCCAUAGAAACAGCAAUAUAAACAAAUGUUACAUUUUCAUAAAUUUCAUUCCUAGCUACAUGGCAUGGCCAAAUAGUUUGAUGAUCCGAUCCCUGUAGCAGAAGAUACGAGUUGUGAUUGACAGGAUGGUUGGAGAUUCGGGAAACUUAUCGAAUCUCCUUAAACUUUGAUUGCACAAAAAUAAAAGUGAUGAGUAAAUGUGAGACGGUUAGUGUUAUAAUUACUGCUCGCGUUUUAAAGAAUGUUGAUUACCCACUCCUUUGUUGAUGUUUAUCAUUGAGAAUAAAUCUGUUUAUUUGCAAGAAAAUUAAAAUAACCACCCAAGA
This is a messenger RNA of Nematostella vectensis (starlet sea anemone), 2814 nucleotides long. RefSeq names its product lactadherin. Bases 73 to 936 code for a protein of 287 amino acids. The record is from RefSeq and is a predicted model, not a curated record. The transcript has 6 exons. Lineage: Eukaryota; Metazoa; Cnidaria; Anthozoa; Actiniaria; Edwardsiidae.